UGAUCAUGUUUCCGGAAGAUGUCCCCUCAGUCUGUGAUUGGCCGCGCCGUGCAGCCGGUCACCACGUGUGCUGCUGUGUACGGCAAUGGCGGCGGAAUGGCCGGAGAUCGAGCGUGCGGAGCGGGAGAAGCGGCGGGAGCUGGUGCUGCAGGCGGCGGAUGAGCGGCUGCUGCUGUGCGGGGGGCAACUCCCGGACAGCCUCACCUCGCUCACCCUCCUAAAUUACCUGGAGGUGAGCGGCUGCGCGGAGCUGCGGGAGGUGCCGGCCGGCCUGGGCCUCCUCUCCCACCUGCAGAGCCUCAUCCUCUGCCGCAACGCGCUGCACAGCCUCCCCCCGGGCCUGGGCCAGCUGCGCGGCCUGCGGGUGUUGGACGUGUCCGGGAACCAGCUGGAGGAGCUGCCGGCGGAGCUGAGCCACAUGGCCGAGCUGUGCAGCCUGAACGUCAGCUGCAACCGGCUGCGGGAGCUGCCGCCGGGGCUGGAGCGCUGCACCAAGCUGGCCGGCAUCAACCUGUCACGGAACCUGGUGACCGCCAUCCCCCCGGGGCUGCUCGGUCCCCAGCUCCAGCUGCUGGCCUCCAUCGCCGCCGCCGACAAUCUCAUCGAGGAGCUGGACGGGAGCGUCGGGCUGCUGUCGGGGCUGAGGAACCUGGACCUCUCUAAUAACCGACUCACCGAGAUCCCAUAUGAGCUCGCAGACUGCACCAAACUGAAGGAAAUCAACUUCAAAGGCAACAAACUGAAAGAUAAACGUCUGGAGAAGAUGGUAAAUGGCUGUCAGACCAAAUCCAUACUGGAGUAUCUGCGGGUUGGCGGCCGGGGAGCAGGGAAAGGGAAAACAAAGGUUGACGGCGCAAUCAAAGAGGAUGCUAAGGAUAAGAAGAAGAAAAAGCAACGUAAGGAAAGUGAAGAGGAGGUGGAGGAUGUGAAUAAGAUGAUGCUGAGGGUCCUGCACAUAUUGGAGAACCCGGCUCCCCUCACUGUCACCGUGAGCGCAAACAUUAAAGACGUCCGUCCGUAUAUAGUCUGCUGUGUGGUGAAAGGGAUGAACCUGAGGCCUGGAAAUGCCCUGAAGCGCCUCUUAACUGCACAGACCAAGCUCCACGAAGACCUCUGUGAUAAAAGGACCUUAGCGACUAUUGCCACCCAUGAUCUGCAGCUGGUGAAGGGGCCGCUGCUGUAUGACGCCAGACCACCCAAGGAGUCCAAGAUUAUACCAUUGAAUCGCAAAGAGAUUAAUGCGAAGGAGCUUGUCCGACAACUGCAGUUUGAGGCCGAGGAGCAAAGAAAACAGAAAAAACGUCAGAAUGUGUCUGGACUUCACAGGUACCUUCAUUUAUUGGAUCGCAAAGAAAAUUACCCAUUCUUAGUAGAUGCCGAGAAUACGGUUAUAUCCUUCCCACCGAUCACGAACAGUGAGAAGACCAAGAUCCGUAAAUCCACCCGGGAGCUUUUAGUGGAGGUUACCAGUUCCAGCAGUUUGCAGACCUGUAAAGAUGUGAUGGACUCUCUCAUUGCUAAAAUGGCUGAGCUUAAUAAAUUCACCUUGGAGAACAAAGAGGAGGAGAUCAUUGCAGACAGAGAUCCGGAAGAUGAUUACGCUCAUGAGCAACCAGCAGCCAAUCAGAAUCCAGAGACCGAGGACAGCACCCAGCUCGUGCUAGAACAAGUGCGAGUGGCCGACAUCGACGGAAACCUCAAAGUUUUAUACCCUUCAAAAACUGACCUGGACUUAAGUUCGUCCUUUGUAAUUGUGCGUUAGCACCACACUUCCACUUGUACCGGACUGGUAGCACUUAACCUGCAGAGUCACAUUAACCAAUAAUACUUGGAACAUGUUUAAUUUAUUUUUUAUGCCCAUUUUGCCGGUGCCUGUAUGUGCUAUGGGAGUUGACUUCUUUGUAAUCAUUGUGCGGUUUUGGCCAAAAUAAAUUGGCAAUUUGAGAAGUG
Molecule: messenger RNA, 1950 nt
Organism: Pseudophryne corroboree (corroboree frog)
Lineage: Eukaryota; Metazoa; Chordata; Amphibia; Anura; Myobatrachidae
Gene: LRRC47
Product: leucine rich repeat containing 47
Exons: 7
Coding region: 86-1762 (558 amino acids)
Biological process (GO): phenylalanyl-tRNA aminoacylation
Molecular function (GO): RNA binding; phenylalanine-tRNA ligase activity; protein binding
Source: RefSeq, a predicted model, not a curated record